AUGCGCCGUCUACUUGCAGUACUGUGUGGUGCUUGUUUCCUGCUACCAGCGAGUGCAUUGAAACAUCACAUUCUGACCAAAAGCUGGGACGAAGCUCAGGCUGAUUGUUUCGAGUAUCUACGCAUCGAAUCAUCUCGGUUGGCGCCCUAUCUCGCACACCGGUACGAAGAUACCCAGACGGCGAAAGAACUGAUCUUCUGCAUUGCGCUGAAUCUGCGCGUAUACGAGGCAACGCAAAAUGUGCUGCGCGCUGAGUUACUGCGUCAAUUCUUCAACCCCGACGUGGAUGACACGCUGUACGUGAAUCGCACCAACGAAUGUCUUCGGCGUGUUGAAUGUCCACGGAAAGAGGACAGUUACUACGGCAAACACCCUUACGUCGGUGCGAUCGAGUCGGUGUACAUGAUGUUCCGAUGUUUUUAUCACUAUUACGGCAAUCUCAAUCAAAAUGCACCGGAACUUCCACCGACCGUGCUGGAACUGCAGCAGAUACAACAAGAGUGUGCCAAAAUCACCGGCAUUCCGGAGGGGUUGCUUCGGUGCGGAUCACACCUGAAAGGUCAUCCGGCGUAUAGGAAAUUUUCGCACUGCGUUUUGCUGAGGAGCGGAAAACUCGCACUAGAAUUAUACGACAAUGCAAUAAAAAGUUUAUAA
Anopheles marshallii is the source of this 654-nucleotide messenger RNA. RefSeq names its product general odorant-binding protein 69-like. The transcript has a single exon. The record is from RefSeq and is a predicted model, not a curated record. NCBI's taxonomy places the organism in Eukaryota, Metazoa, Arthropoda, Insecta, Diptera, Culicidae. The coding region runs from base 1 to 654 and encodes 217 amino acids. Gene Ontology annotation, molecular function: odorant binding. Gene Ontology annotation, biological process: sensory perception of smell.